GUAAAGUUGGUGAAAAGUGGAGGUAGAUCCUGUGAUGGUAAAGAGUAAAAAAAAGGUUGAGGAAACAUUGACAGUUGAUUUGAAUGAAACUGUUUGGAAGAUUUAAUUAUUGACUACAAUAAUACACCUCUAGGUGACCUAAAGAGUUAUGAGGACUUACUGGUGUCAUAUUGGCGACAAUUUGAGGCUUCUUGACGAGAUUCAGAUUAUUGGAGCCGACCACUGUGCAGUUUGUGCUGAGAUUUUCAUAGUCGAUUUUCUCCUGUUUGAUCUGUGGCUGAUAGGAUGUAUUCUUCGGAGAUUUACACAUUUUUUGCAGAGGCUUGUGGGGAGUUUGAGACAUUUUUUCACAACACUAACCAACGAUAUACGUAUAUCGAAAGUUUAUAGCACGCUUGAAAGUAAGUAGAUCUCCUUAUUCGUGGAAUGUAAUGCUAAC
Molecule: messenger RNA, 439 nt
Organism: Acanthoscelides obtectus
Lineage: Eukaryota; Metazoa; Arthropoda; Insecta; Coleoptera; Chrysomelidae
Source: the annotation of a GenBank genome assembly